This is a messenger RNA of Struthio camelus australis, 4729 nucleotides long. RefSeq names its product STE20-like serine/threonine-protein kinase. Gene Ontology annotation, molecular function: protein serine/threonine kinase activity; ATP binding. Lineage: Eukaryota; Metazoa; Chordata; Aves; Struthioniformes; Struthionidae. Gene Ontology annotation, biological process: protein phosphorylation. The record is from RefSeq and is a predicted model, not a curated record.
CGCUACCAGCAGGUCAGGCGGGACGUCAACCCUGAGGACGCGUGGCUGGUGCUGGGCGAGUUGGGCGACGGCGCCUUCGGCAAGGUCUUCAAGGCCCAGAACAAGGUGACGGGGGCCCUGGCCGCGGCGAAGGUGAUCACCACGCCGAGCGAGGAUGAGCUGGAGGACUACGUGGUGGAGAUCGACAUCCUGGCGUGCUGCGACCACCCCAACAUCAUCAAGCUGCUGGACGCGCUCUACUGGGACGGGCGGCUCUGGAUCCUGGUGGAGUUUUGUGCAGGAGGCGCUGUGGAUGCUGCAAUCUUGGAGCUGGAGAAAGGCCUCACCGAGGAGCAGAUCCGAGCAGCCUGCAAGCAGCUGCUGCUGGCGCUGCAGUACUUGCACGGCUGCAAGAUCAUCCACCGGGAUGUGAAGGCUGGGAACGUCCUGCUCACCCUGGAUGGGGACGUCAAGCUAGCUGAUUUUGGUGUCUCUGCCAAAAACUCCAGCACUUUCCAGCGCCGGACAUCCUUCAUCGGCACCCCGUACUGGAUGGCCCCUGAGGUGGUGCAGUGUGAGACGUCCAAGGAGAACCCCUAUGGCUACAAGGCUGACAUCUGGUCCCUGGGCAUCACGCUGAUCGAGAUGGCGGAGAUGGAGCCCCCUCACCAUGACCUCAACCCUCUGAGGGUGCUGCUGAAGAUCACCAAGUCCCAACCACCUACCCUGCGUCACCCCAAGAGGUGGUCUGAAGACUUCAAGGACUUCUUGAGGAAAUCCUUGGAGAAGAGCCCUGAGGCACGGUGGUCGGCCAGCCAGCUCCUGCAGCAUCCCUUUGUGGCAGACGUCUGCGACAAGCGGCCACUCAGAGAGCUGGUGGCUGAGGCCCGGGCUGAUGUGCUGGAGGAGUUUGAAGAGGAGGAGGAAGAACGGGCCCUGCCGCCUGGGCAAGAGCACAGAGGCUCUUUCUGCCUCCUAUCCACCAGUGAGCUGGAGAGAUCUCUGAGCACCACCAGCGAUGGAGCAGUGCUGCCAUGCCUAGCUGUGGGACAGGGGCAAAGGCUGGUCGCGGCUCCCAUUGCCCCACACGAGGACACACAAGACUUGAUGGAGCAGGCUGGGAAGCUCAGUGAGGGGCAGGAUGCCCACCCUGGCGUCCAGGGGGAGCCAGGAAAGAGCGCCCUCCACAUGCGGCCCAAGAAAGCAUCCGACUUGCUGAAGCAAGCGAGAAGGAAAUCUACGCCCAUCCUGGCGAGCUCCCUGAGGCUCCCUCCAAAAAGACCAUCUGAAUUCCUGAAGCUGAUGAGGCGCCGCUCAUUUUUUGGAGGGUUCAAGUCCCGUGAAGUUGCCAGUGAGCAGCGUGGGGCGGACAGAGGGGAGCUGAGCGGGGAGCAGCCCCCUGAGCAACUCCUGAGUGGGCCAGGGUGGAUGGUGCUGGAUGCCCUCCAAGUGACACCAGCUCAGGCGGAGGUGGGAGAAGAAGUUAAAGGGUGUCAAGAGGAGCCCAACGCUCUGGAGAAUCUGUCCAAGACAGCAGAGCUCCUCCUGGGGACAAGUCAUGCAGGAAACACUGCUGAAAUGCAAGAGCAGAAAGUGGAGUGGGUCGGAACUGCAGCAGAGGGACAGCAAACAGCUGCUGCAGCCCAAACAAACCCCAUUUUGCCCCCAGAAAGUGAUGCUGGAGACCAGUUAAGGGGAGACCCAACUUGCAAUUCAUUGACCUUGCCCCAAGAUAAAGCUGAUGGGGGCUGGAUCAGAAGCUCAUCUGCAGAGAUGCUGGAUAAACAGCCUCUCCCCGUCCCUGGGAGGUGGGCAAUAUCAGCUGAAAGGAGAAGGGAAAUGCAAAGCCUAGUUGAGAAGCAGCACCAGGAUCAUGCUCAUGGCAGCAGGCCCCAUGCCACCUGGUGUGCAACGGGGAGCUCCCAGCUGGUGGCAGCCCUGGACCUGGGGCACAUCAGGACCAAAAUUCAGGGCUUUGAAGAGUUGGUCUCAGAGCUCAGGCAUGGAGUUACUAGGUCAUUGCUAGAGCUGAAAGGUGCCAGCGUUAAGCUGCAGGCUCAGGUUGGCUCCAUUGCAGCUGAAGAAUGGAAAGACAGCCCUGGAGAAGGCAGGCAUGGAGCUAAGAGAGUACCCAAAGGACCUGAGAGUGAUGGGAAGACCAACCUGGGGCAGGAGACCGUGCUACUGGGAGAAACCUCACUCAUGCAGAGUGCAGUGGAGGAGGUGGUAGUGGGGUCAGAAGGGCUUGAAGGGUGGCAGGAGCCACCACAUGGACUGGAAGAGACUGAAGGGGGAAAUGAUGGGGAGAAAAACAUGGCAGCACACGAGUCUACCGCUAACCCCUUGGAGCUGGCUGAGCAGGACAUAGGGGAUUAUGGCAAGGCGGAAGCCACAGACACCGCAGUGACUGGCCACCUUAGGGAAGAUGAUCAGUAUUUGGUAGUGGAAACACCUCCCAAGGGAACCCUGGUGCUAGCAGAAGUGAACGUGGAAGAUAUUGUAAAGGAGUGUUUAACUGGAGACCAUAAUCCCAUGGGAGAUGCAGUCAGCGGGGAGGAACUGCCUGCAGGAGAGAGACCAGAGGCAGACUGUGCAGUGCAAGCAGAAGAGGCACCGGUGAGUGAGGAAGCCCAAAAUUCAACAGAGGACUCAUCCUCCCAGGACAUCCCGGGGCCAGUUAAAGAGGAAACGGAGGAGAAAGUGGAAAACAGCUCCACAGAAAAGCAGCUCUUGGCUGGUUAUAGUAAUGACUGUGAAAGGCAAGAUGGAAAAGAUGGAAAUGGAGAGGAAGAGAAGGAAGAGAGGAAUCUGCUUGGAGAUCAUGGGAUGAAGGUUGCUCCAGCUCCCACAGGGCCGUCGAGGGAUGGAUCCGGAGGAGAAAUGGGUGACUUGGGCAACAGAGCAGUGUCAGAGCCCCAGGAGCCUCGUGGUGGACACCCACAGGCCACAAAGACUGUGAGCUUUGCUGUCUUGCGUCGCACUUCUUCCCGGGUGGCCUGGAGAGUGGAGGACAUCCCAGUUCCACGCUCGGGCAACUGUUCCGCACCAGAGCAAGGGGAGGAGCUGUUGCCUCCAGCAAACCCUGCAGACACACGAGCUCCAUCGCCAUCUGCAGAGGAAGCCCAGCAGGAACCUCCCUCCCUCCGAAGGACGGUAAAGAAAACCCGCAGAUUCGUUGUGGACGGGGAGGAAGUGAGCGUGACGACUGCCAAGGCUGUCAGCAAGGCUGAGACGAGGGAGGAGAAGAUGCGUUCUGCUCGGCGCCAGGAGCUCCGUGAGCUGCGGGUGCUGCAGAAGGAGGAGCAGAGGGCGCAGAGCCAGCUGGAGCAGAAGUUUCACCAGCAGCGGGGGCAGAUGUUUCGGAACAUCGAGCAGGAGAUGACGAGCAAGAAGGAGUAUUAUGAUCGGGAGGUGGAGACCUUGGAGCGUCACUAUCAGCAGCUGAAGGAGCGCCAGGAGUGCGAGUACACGGUGAAGCUGCGUGAUGAAGCCAAGCGCCUGAAGUCCCUCCAGGAGAAGAAUGGCGAGAGGAGGAUGCAAGAGCUGAAGGGCAACAGGAGAGAGGAGCAGCGGUUCCUGCAGCAACAGCAGGAGGAGCUGAACGCAUCCUUGCAGAGAGUUGUCCAGGAACAUAAGAAGAAGAUGAUGUCCAUCAACUGGGAGUACAUCAGCAAGAUCCACAGCCUCCGCAGAGCCCGUGAGUCCAGAGUGUGGAGCAUGGAGCAAGGGCACCUGCAGGAGAAGUACCAGCUCUUCAGGCGGCAGGUGAAGGAGCAGCACGUGCUGCAGCGGCAGCAGCUCCACAAGCGCCACGAGAAGGAGACAGAGCGGAUGAACCGUUUCCACCACCUUUUGCUGGAGGAGCUCAGGAACCAGCAGGCCCAAGAACGGGCUCAGCUGCUGAAAAGCCAGCGCUGCGACGCCAAGGCCCGCCUGGCCCUCUUCAAAGGCAACCUGAAGAUCCAGGAGGUUAAUGGGGCCAAGCACAGAGAGAGAGCCAAGCAGUUCCUGCAGCAGGAAGACAAGCGGCAGAGAGUGGAGGUGCAGCAGCAGCAGGAGCAGCACAUGCAGCAGCUGCAGCAGUUGCAGCAGCAGCAGGCUGAGAGCCUGGGGGAACUGGAGCAGAUGCAGAGUGAGAAGAUGCGCCUCUUGGCUGAGCAGGAGAGGAGACAGCUGGCGCGGCUGGACGGUGAACACGCCAUGGAGCUCAGUGAGUGGAAGCAGCGGCUGGCUGUCCGCAAGGAGAUGCUCGAGGAGGAGCUGACGAACUCCCUGCCUGUGCAGCAGCAAGGCGGGUCACACCGCAUCCACAGCAGCAGAAUCUCCCGCUUCCUCCACCUCCUCUCCUAAUCCUACACUGUGGCUUCUGGGGAAGAGCGAGAGCGGUGGCCGCUGGCAGCCUCCCAGGGACUGGAGCCGAAAGUAGCUGUAGAAAAUGCGAGGUGGGGCAGCCCCAGGACACUGAGCUAUGGCCAGCCUACAUGGGGCAACCAGGCCAGGACGCAGCGUGGAUCGCGGGGAUGGCAGAGACAAAAGGGGUGUGUGUUCGAGCCCUCCUCGGUUCCUCCUGUGCAGCCUGGUCUCCCUGUGCUGGAAGAGCCAGGACGAAACAGCUGCUACCACCUGGAAUGGCCCUGGAAGCCCCUCAGUGGAAGUCACCGGGCAGAUCUUGAAGCCAUGGAUACGCAGGUAUUGCUGGUGCCUCCAGUAUGCGCCUGUCCUGCUGGAUCACCCUUCAGCUGAGUUGCAA